Molecule: messenger RNA, 1062 nt
Organism: Melanaphis sacchari
Lineage: Eukaryota; Metazoa; Arthropoda; Insecta; Hemiptera; Aphididae
Product: T-cell acute lymphocytic leukemia protein 1 homolog
Exons: 3
Coding region: 118-576 (152 amino acids)
Biological process (GO): regulation of transcription by RNA polymerase II
Molecular function (GO): RNA polymerase II cis-regulatory region sequence-specific DNA binding; DNA-binding transcription factor activity, RNA polymerase II-specific; protein dimerization activity
Source: RefSeq, a predicted model, not a curated record
ACGAAAUACUUUAAACUUAUUUGUUUCCUAAAGCGUGUUGUAGGAAGAAGUGCAUUGCAUAAUAAGUAUAGUUAUAUUUUUAUAUAACAUUCUAAUAUUUUUAUUUGGAAUGUUCAGAUGUAUUUAAGUUUUUUAAUCAUGCCGAAAAAUCAACAUACCCAACAAAUAUUGAAUGAUACAAGAGAUGAUUCGUCUUCAUCUCGGGUCGUCAUGCUAUUUGGAUCAGAUGAGGAAUGUGACUUGACAUCAGAUGACUUAACGUCUGGUGAUGAAGAUGCGUCGUCAGGAAAUCAAUUAACUGGAAUUCGACGGUUCCCAGUACCAGAUCCCCGAAAACCAUGUACUGUAACCAAUUCUCGGGAACGCUGGCGCCAACACAACGUUACCGGUGCCUUUGCAGAACUUCGUAAAUUGGUACCCACUCACCCACACGAUAAGAAAUUAUCGAAGAAUGAAAUUUUAAGAAUGGCUAUCAAGUACAUUCGUCUAUUAAGUGGUGUCCUUGAAUGGCAAGAGAAUCAACAAGAUUUCAGCAAUAAUAAUGAAGAUUGUAUAGACAAUAAUGUGUAUUUAUAAUCAUAGUAGGUAUUGCAAAAUAAAAUAUUAGAUUAUUAUUUACGUGACGAUAUAAUAUAAUGCCAUAACGGUAAAAACUAAAAAUAAUUUUUAGUUAAUGGUACCUACGUUUAUGAUACAUUUAUGGCUGUAGCCCAUAAGCGCAAAAUAUGACCCAAGCAACCCUGGGUUGGUUCAGUUGAUAUAUUUUUAAAUUAUAAAAAUAUUAUAUAUUUAAUUAAAAUGUAAUGGGUACAAUAUUUACUUUUGUGCUUUUAUCAUCCCACUACUAAGAUACAAAAGCGUAAAAUGAAUUUUCGUUUUUAGCCUAUCGAAAAAUAGACAAUUUGCGCUUUUGGGUUUCACCAACAUUUAUAAAUUAAAAAAUAUUUUACCUACUUAUAUUUAUAAUAACAAAUUUUAAAUAUAGGCAGGUAUCGGUAUACCGUUAGAAUAUUGAAUAAAGUAAUUACCAAUUUUUUAUUGAUAUUAAACAUGUUUAUACAA